Messenger RNA from Staurois parvus, 300 nucleotides. NCBI's taxonomy places the organism in Eukaryota, Metazoa, Chordata, Amphibia, Anura, Ranidae. The record is from the annotation of a GenBank genome assembly.
ACACGAUUUUGCAUUCCCCGGCUCCUGCAGAGACAUGCAAAGCAGUGUGUUUACAGUGAAGCACAAGCACAGAACAUCAUGUAAAACAGCACACAGUUAACCCUUUGAUCGCCCCAGAUGUUAACUCCUUCAUGACCAGUGCCAUUAGUACAGUGUCAGUGCUUUUUAUUAGCACUGAUCACUGUAUUGGUGUCACUGGGGAUGUCAGUGACACCAAGUCAGUUCCCCCCCAGUGUCAGAAUGUCCAUCGCAGUCCCGCUAUAAGUUGCUGAUCGCCACCAUUACUAGUAAAAAUUAAAA